AUGACAAACAGGGUUUUACUCACUUGCUAUUUAUAUAUUUUAGCAGAGUCAAUUUCUGGUUAGAGUUGCUUUAACAAAGGAUUUCCAAUGUACAUAAAAUUUGAUAAAACUGUAUGGUUGACUCAAGGAGAAUUUUUUGGUGAUUCUCUGUACGUAGGGGGUUCAACUUGGGAUGAGGUUAGGACUUAAUCAUAUCAAAAAUACAGUCCUUUUCUAAUGAGAAUUAAAACUGACAGUGAAAUAUACUGGUCCAAAGCUAUAACUAACUUUAUAGGUGGUAGUGAAUCUAUUAAAGUAAAUAAUGGAAUGAUUUACUCAAUCUUAUAUACUCCAUAUUCUCAAGAAAAUUACUUUUUGCCUUUGAAAAAAUAAUCAAUGGUCGUAAUUGACAAUUAUGUUUACAUUACCUACACAAAAAUUAUUCAAUCACUAUAAUACUUUAAAGAGAACCUUAAGGAAUAUCAAAUUUCAAUAAUAAGAUUAACUUAGAAUUCAAACGGUUUUACUAGUUAAGAGAUUUUAACCUAAAUAGGAUAAAGCAAAGGUUCUCGAGCAGGAGGAGUUAUAUAUUCAGGAAACAACCUCUUUUUUUCUGGGACUGUGUAAUUUCAACAGUCUUAGGAGAUUUCUCAUUAUACUAUGAAAUUUGACAAGAAUUUUAAUUUUAAAAAAGAAGAUUGGAAUCUCAUCAAAGGAAGCACUUUGUCUCUGCAAUCUCUGGUGCUUAUUUACCAUGAGGUGUUUGAGCCUGUUCAAUCUGAUUCUAAUAUCUAAUAUAUGGCUCUCUAAAAUGAUACAUAAAUGCUUAGACGUUUCAUUUAUUUGAGAGUAGAUGGUUAAAGUGUAGCUGGAUACAAGCAUGAAAUUGCAGAUAAAAAUACCAAUUUACUAGCGAUAAGUUAGAAAGGUUCAAAUAAAUUCCUAUUAGCAAUAAUAUUAUGUAGAAGAUUAGUUAGUGAAAAUAAAAGUUAUAUUGCUACUUUGAACUUCUUAACGGGAGAACUCAUACUAAUUGAACAUAAGUAAAUGUCUUUGAAAAUUGCAUUAGCUGCUAUAAUAUCUGAUAAAUCAAAUGAACCUUAUAUCUUUCUACUUGGCUAUGCAUAAUCAUUCUCAAUGGAUGGUUAAGAUACAGGAAUAGUAAGUGAAAUUACAGGCAAAUCUCCUUAUUGUAGUUAGUAAUAAUAAGAGUUAGGUCACCUUACUAUGAUGUAUCAAUUCAAAAUCCAAGAAUUACUGACUAUAGUAUUUGCUCAAUUGAUACUUUAAAUCAUGAUGGACACGAAUUAAUUUCUUCGGCAAAUCAAUAAAUAUUAAUAACCCUUAUUCCUAUGA
Messenger RNA from Stylonychia lemnae, 1335 nucleotides. The record is from the annotation of a GenBank genome assembly. Lineage: Eukaryota; Ciliophora; Spirotrichea; Sporadotrichida; Oxytrichidae.